This is a messenger RNA of Lampris incognitus (smalleye Pacific opah), 5790 nucleotides long. RefSeq names its product tudor domain containing 6 (gene tdrd6a). Lineage: Eukaryota; Metazoa; Chordata; Actinopteri; Lampriformes; Lampridae. The record is from RefSeq and is a predicted model, not a curated record. Bases 1 to 5790 code for a protein of 1929 amino acids. The transcript has 7 exons.
AUGUCUUCAACCACCGGAGUCCCUGAACCAGGAUCUGAAGUUACAGUUCUCAUAACGACGUUCAAUAUGAAUCCCCAUUGUGUCCUUCUGGAGUUCUGGGGUAACUUAAGACCUGAAAGGAAAGGAGACUAUCUGUCCUUGCAGAAAGCCAUCCAGUCACCGAGAAAUGUAUUUCGUGAGUUUGAAGGAAAUGCCAAUGACCAAUGCUUAGUCCAGGUGGAAGAUACAUGGUAUAGGUCACGCAUAUUGUCAAGAGAUGGCUUCAAUUAUGCUGUGUUUCUUAUUGACAAAGGGUUUACUUGUAAUUCCACCACAAACAUGCUGGCAUGGGGAGAAAAAGAGUAUUUCCACCUUCCACCUGAAGUAGAGUUCUGUGUGCUUUCUAACAUACUACCCCUCUCACCUGAUGGUAAGUGGUCUCCAAUGGCAGUAGAAUUUCUAAAAUCGCUUUGUGGGAAGUCUGUGAAGUCAUUGGUCCAAGAUGUGCUGUUACCCAACAGAAUAGUUCUCCUACACAUCCCCAGCAUAUCUCAACAAAUGUAUGAGGUGGGAUUCGCCAAGGAGCUGUGCCCUGACCGCUUCAAAGACUAUGUGCUUAGAUCACUGCAGUCCCACAGAAAUGCACCUCAGGUAAUUGGUGAAAAACAACUGCAUUUCAUGUACCCAGAACUGCCAGUUGGAACUGUGGAGACGGUCGUCAUUACAGAAGUGACAAACCCUUUGCGGGUUUUCUGCCAGUUAAAGGUUUUCUCUCAAGAGCUGAGGAAACUCACAGACCAGAUCACACAGCACUAUGAGGGCAGGCUGGCGUUGUGUCCCGCAUGUUCUAGAGUACUUGGAUCUCCAUGCGCUUCAAGAGGAAGUGAUGGUCGGUGGUACCGGUCUGUGUUACAGCAGGUCUUACCUGCUGACAAUGUGGUUGAAGUACUAAACAUUGACUAUGGAAAAAAACAGUUUGUUCAAGUAGAGAAUGUAAGACAGCUGGCUACAGAAUUCUUCCGUUUACCGGUGGUAACGUAUAUCUGUUCCCUCCAUGGCAUCAUUGACAAAGGGGUGGGAUGGACAGCAGCCCAGAUAGAGUAUCUCAAGUCCCUGCUCCAGUACAAAACUAUGAUCGCCAAAUUUGAGUACCAAAGCCUCUCUGAGGGUGUUUAUUAUGUCACGUUCUUCCGGGAAGGUUGUGCCAACAUUAACAAUUUGUUUGGCACCAAUGAGAGGUGCUUGCUGGUAUGUGAAAACUCCGCUACAGAUGAUGCAUUCUGUCGCACUUUGUGUGGACUCCAGCAUCCAGUUCAACAAGAAAGUCAAAGAAAUGGAUCAACUGAUACACAGGCUGUUCAAGACACGGGAAGGAAACAAAUUCGGGAGAAGUUGCCAAUAGAGGACCUGCCUAUCCACUCCUCGCAUGCAGCAGUUGUGAAGUGUGUGUGUAGCCCUUCAGAGUUCUGGAUUCAGACACAGAAGUAUAUAGGGGAGUUUGAUGAACUGAUGGAUAGCAUCUCUGAUCUCUACAUGAAUUCUGUCGGUCACAUAGAGAGAAAUCUAACUGUUGGUCUCUACUGUGCAGCCAAGGCACUAGAUGGUGUUUUUCACAGAGCAGUUGUUUCUGAGAUCAGUGAGGACCAAAUAAAAGUGUUACUUGUGGAUUAUGGAAACACUGAACUGAUACAUAAGAGCAAUGUCAGGGCUCUUCCUGACAAGUUCAGAGAGUUGCCCCAGCUUGCCUUUAAAUGCAGGCUGGCUGGUGUCAAGCCAAAAGGUGAGUCAUGGAGCCAUAAUGCCAUCGACUUUUUUAGCAAAGCAGUCAUUGCUAAAGCCCUGAAUGUACAUGUGACUGCUAAGUGUGAUGAUUUCUAUGUUGUUGAGCUCAUAGUCUUUUCAGCACAGGGAGAGAGGGAUGUCAGUAAGAUGAUGUGUAGGUCUGGCUAUGCUGAGAGGGAUGAAGUGCAGAAAAGUGUACAAUCCAAGAUGAUGAUGCCCUCUGCUGAUAUCCCUCUAGCAAUAAAUCCAAGUGAUUCCUGUACAAAUGAAGGCAGAGCUGCUGUCUUUAAGGAACACAUGUUUCCGAUAGGAAGUACAAUUAAUGUCAAAGUGUCCUACAUUGAAAGCCCUAAUGACUUCUGGUGCCAGCUAAUACAAAAUAAAGUGCAUCUGAGACUGCUCAUGAAAGCAAUGCAGACAUACUACGCUGACAGCCACUUUAAACCUUUUAUGGAAACGGCAUGUGUUGCUCGCGAUCCGGAUAAUGGAACGUGGUACAGAGCUCUUGUAAUUAGGAAACAUGUGACAGCUCAUGCAGACGUGCUCUUCGUUGACUAUGGCCAAACAAAGACUGUGCUCCUGCAAGAUCUAAGGAAGAUCAGCCCAGCAUUCCUGAAUAUGAAAGGUCAGGCUUUUCGAUGUAGACUCUACAACCCUGUUGACCCAUCAAUCAUGAAAGAAUGGAAUGAGGAAGCAACAGCCAGGUUCCAGGAAUUUGUGGAUAAUGCUGCAACUAACGGUAUUAUUUUAAAGUGUACCAUAUAUGCUGUCAUGUCCAAUUCGGAAAAGGUUGUGUUCAAUGUCGUGAAUCUAGAAAGUCCCUUUGAAAGCGUCUGCACCCAUAUUGUCCACCUUGCCAAGAGUACACCCCCGAAGAAAGCCUCUGGUCCUUCCCUCCAUUUGGAUACAUACUACUAUUCAACUCACAACAUCAAGACUGGGAUGGAGGAAAUGGUUACUGUCACAUGUGUCAACGGCAUCAAUAAGUUCUUUUGUCAGCUGCAGCGGAAUAUGGAUGUCAUGGAGGAGCUCAGGACAAAAUUAAAUGCAUUAUGUAAUUCACUAAAGAAGGAUAGGCUCCCCACAACUUUUGGAUCUAUGUGCCUUGCAAAGUACACAGAUGGAUGUUGGUACAGGGGGCAGAUCAAUGCUAUAGAGCCAUCAGUCUUGGUCCAUUUUGUGGAUUAUGGCGAUACACUUGAAGUUGACAUGUUGGACCUGCUUCCGGUUCCCAGAGAGACUAGAGAAAUCACGGCUGUACCUGUGCAAGCUGUCCAGUGUGGUCUCUCGGAUAUCCCUACAUGUGUUCCAGAUGAAGUUGAAGUAAACAGUUGGUUUGAGACUAAUGUGAUGGACAAAGUAUUCAAAGCAGUAGUGGUGGCCAAAGAACCUGAUGGUAAACUGCUAGUAGAGUUAUACUAUGGUAAAACUCAAGUAAACUCCAAGAUCAAAGAGAAGUUUCACAUUGGGAUGCACAGAAAAGAGCAGGACAUUUGCCAGAAAAGGAAAGCACUUGAGGACUCCACCAGUCACACACAAAAGGCUCCUAAGGCUGUUCCAACACUAGCUAUGGAGAUGAAAGAUGACAAUGCAUCUCCAUGGCCUGCUCCAAAGCCAGUGUGUGCAGUUGAUGAAAAUGAUCAGAGGGUCAGGGAUCCUACUUUUGAACUGUACAGAACUCUGCAUCACAGGCAAUCAUCUGUUGUGAAACCAAGUACUAUGAGAAAUAGCCCUGGCCCAACAACAGCUCAUACCAACCAAGUAAAACAGAAUGUGCUCACAGAACUCCAAAAGCCUCUGACAAACCAGUUACCAUACAAAGAAUCUGAGGAUAAAGGCAGUUACGACCAUGAACCCAAGAUUGAAGUCUUCCCUAAAAUAACAGAACUGCCUUCAAAGCCCAUAACGUCAGGUAUGGAAGCAAAUGUUUUUGUUUCUUAUUGCAACAGCCCACUGAGUUUCUAUGUGCAGUUAGUCAAUGAAGAGGAUGAUAUAUUUUCCAUUGUAGAAAAACUGAAUGACAGACAAUCAACCUCUGAAACCAUUGACAUUAAAGACCUUCAUCCCUGUGACCUCGUUGAAGCAGAGUUCACAGAAGAUUCUUCAUGGUAUCGUGCAGUUGUAAGAGAAACCCAUGGAACUGGAACUGCUACUGUUGAGUUUAUUGACUUUGGAAAUACAGCAGUGUUGUCAAGCUCCAAGAUCCGCAGACUUGAUAAAGCUUUCCUGCAGUUUCCCAGCUACAGCACACACUGUCUACUGAGUAAAGCUGCUGCAGCUGGAAAAGACGUGGCACUGGAUCCAGCUGUUGUAUCCACUUUCAAGGAAAAUGUUGGCAGUAACGGAGACAAAGAGCUCAAGUGCAGAUUCAUCAAGCAGUCAGGGUUGAUUUGGGAAGUCAGCCUUGAGGAUUGUGACAUUAGUAUUACAAGCAAAAAAGCUCCCAGAGAUUCAACUGCCUUUUCACAGAAAUCUAAGCAAGAGGAUGAAAAGUCUGGCCAGGGCUUCUCCUCAAGAGAGGCACCAUCUAAGGUCUCAAAAAUAAAUGCCCUGCCUCUGCGUUAUCACAGAUUGUGCUUGUCUAAAGGAGAAAAGUUAGCUGCUUAUGUCACAGCCGUAAACGGGCCCUGGUCCUUUUGGUGUCAGUCUGCUGACACUAAUGAACUUGAUAAGAUAACAGAAGGUGUCUCAGAAAUAGGGAGUGCAGUACAGGAUAUACCUUUUGAUACAAAUUCACUCUUUCCUGGUAGUCCAUGUUUAGCUCUUUUUGCAGAUGAUGGGGAGUGGUAUCGUGCUGAGGUCAUUGGAAAAGAUGGAGAAAUGCUAUCUGUUCUUUUUGUGGACUAUGGAAAUGAGUCUCAGGUCUGUACUGAGAAUGUUAGGGAAAUACCAGCUGUACUGGUUGAAACCUCUCCCCAGGCAUUUUUAUGCGAACUUGAAGGGUUUGAUGCAUCACUUGGCCUCUGGAAUGAUGGCGCCACAGAUGAGAUAUCGAGACUCCUGAUGGAUAAGCUGUUGCAGCUAACGAUUCAAAGAAUAUCAAGAAAUGAAGAGGGUGAGACAAAGUACUUUGUUAAGGAAGAAUGUGAAGGCCAACUAUUAAAUGACAUCCUAAAAGCAUACUAUGAGGCCUCCCAAACAGAAAUCAAACCUGACACCACUGGAGUGUUAAUAUCAACAUCUUCAUGUGAUUCAACCUUAAAAGAAGAAGCAGUGCCUCUGCAGCCUUUACCAAAGAAUCCUGAAAAUCCCAUAUACCGAGAAGUAGAUGGUUCUUUGGCUUUCAUUGAGGCUGAGAAAGGUCAUGGAGAAGAGCAGCAAGCUUGUUUCAAGCAGCAUGGCGAGUCAGUUGUCUUUAGUGCUAUAGAUGAAGCCUCUGCACUGACGGGUGUAGCUGUUAGUACAGAGGCAGUGAAGAAUAGCUAUGAAUCGAAUGGAUCUGUCCAGUCUGAGUCUUUUGCUGAUGAACAACUUGAAGAGAGAGACAAGAAUCCCGAAGAAGCUCUUGCUCCAAGUAUGAACCGAACUCAGAAAACAUCUGAAAAGCUCUUUCCGUUAUCUGAAGCUAUGCCUGACAGUGCAGAAUUUAUUACUACCACUUCAGACAAAUAUGUGGAUAAAGAAUUCAAAUCUGUUAUUACCAAGAUGGAGGUUCAUUCUGAAGACUUGGCUACAGUCAUCGAGGACAAGUCUGACCUCACCCCAGAAGCUUAUGACCCUACUGAACAGGAAGCGGAGACUGGGGUAGCCGCCAUUCAGGAGAAAGCUCUAAGCAUGCCCAAACAUAAGGAUGAUGAGCCUGAAGAUGUGACCAGCCUUACUGAAAAGGCAUGCUCUGCAGAAGUCUGCAUUGACCCCAUGAUUGAAGCUGAAUUGGUGAUCAGUGAGCAGCCUGUGCACACAGCCCCCAGUCAGAAUAUGGAGAGCAGCUUGUUGAAUUUAAUGCUGCUGACCAUUUUCCAGGAUUUAGCGGAUGAUGUGUUUGAGGAAGGGGGCUCCUAUUAUGCUGAAGACGGAUUUGGUAAGUGA